Molecule: messenger RNA, 1686 nt
Organism: Ramularia collo-cygni
Lineage: Eukaryota; Fungi; Ascomycota; Dothideomycetes; Mycosphaerellales; Mycosphaerellaceae
Exons: 1
Coding region: 1-1686 (561 amino acids)
Source: RefSeq, a predicted model, not a curated record
AUGCCUCUGCACGAACUUUCUGCCGAGCUUCUUCACGCAAUCUGUGAAGUCUGUUCAAACGAUACAUUACAAGAUCUCCGGCUCACGUGUCGAAGGUUGCGAGAGGUAGCUGAUAAGCACUUCCUCCUCGAAGUUGUGACAUGUAUCGAACAUGGAGAUCUGGCCAAUGUGCGCAGAAUCGUUGACUGCGAUGUUUCUAUCCGGAAUGCAGUCAAACGCUUCACUAUCCAGGCGGAUCGCUUCAAUACAGACGUUGAAGAUGACCCUCYCUUCCAACGGGACUGGUUCGACAAACAGAAUUUCUUCCUCCGCACGCUCGGCCCGCAUCUGUCAAAGAUGGAAGAACAAUCGCAAGGUCGACGCAGCACUCGACACAGGGCCAGACGCUCCGAAGCGUUGUUGUAUUUCGUGUCACAAUCUGUUGCCCGAAAAAAAGACAAGGAGCUGAGAAAGCGGAAUUAUCGAAUGUACAGACGGAUGUGCGACGACCAGGAAGCGCUAUUCCAACCACUCAAUGGAACGCCAAGUGGACCUGCUCAGCUCAGUACAGCAUCAGCUAAACCUAGCACCAUCAGAGCCACAUUUGACAAGCUUUUCAAGGCGUGUCCCAACAUAUCAGCCCUAACGAUCAACCAUAAACAUACUCUGCGCAUGAACGCCGGACUUUCAAAUUUGACCUACCUCAAAGGUCUCACGAUCCCGCAUGGAGGUAAUGCGACUAUAGUGGAGAGGACAGUGGGGGAACUACUGCCAGCAGUCUUCAAUGCCAACCUGAAGAUCCGAGAUCUAGCCAUUGCGGGAGCAACUCCACAUGUAAUGUCUGUUGGAGCACCCAGGACAGCCUCUCGUCAUCGCACAGCAGAUGGCAGCGCCAAGUACCAUCAAGUCUUACAUCAUGUUGAAAGACUGCAAUUGAUCUUCAACGGUUCCGACGCGCAGCCUGAAGAUUACGAACUCGGCGCCAGGAACGGGUUCAACUUCAUAAUUGACGAGUUUGCUGAUGGCGUCUUGAUCAGUUGGUUGGAGCACUGUCGAGUCGUCCGAGAAGUACGUUUAGUGUUGCCAAUAGCACCGUACGUGAAGUGGAGAGUUGAAAUGAAGCACAUUAUGGGGGAAUUGCAUCUUGAGAAGCUCGCCGUACUAAAAGUUUCAAACUUCCAGGCAAAGUCUGAAGACGUCAUACAGUGUUUGCUACGACAUCAAGACACCCUUCAAGAGUUCGAGUUGGAUACUGUACACUUAUUAGAUGGUGACUGGCCUUGUUGUAUCUCUGCCUUUGCCGGGAAGCUGCCACAUCUGCGACGCGCGAGAGUGGGUGGACUGCUUACCAGUGAACUCAAGGAUGAGAAUGAUAGGGGGAUGACAACAUGCUUUCUUACCAUAUCACAGGCAAAGGAGCUUCAAGAUGAGAUUGAAGAAUAUAUUCUGGACGGUGAAGGGCCAAUGCCGACUUGGCCGGCUGAAGGGCUAUAUGAUGGUAGUAGUACGGAGGAAGAUGAAGACGAAGUUGGUUCGGAGAGACUUGCAGGAAGCAGCGAUGAUGAUGAAGAAUCGGACGACUUAAAUGAUGAAAGUAACGAUGGAGACGACUUAGACACGGAGGAUAAUUGGAUGGAUGAGGAGGAGAGCAUGGACGAGGACAGUGUUCAUAGCUUAGACUCGGAUACGAUCAACGAUUCCGCUUAG